AUGACGGUGCGCAGCCCAGUCAAACUUUCACAAUGCAAUGGCUUAACACCACUGGAACCACACCUGGCUCAGGUCAACUUGGCGACCGGCUAUGAGGGCUGGAGUCCCGAGGAGACUUGUUACACACCCAGGCCUGGCGUUGGAGGGCGCUACACUCCAGCUCUUCACUUGGAGAGAGUCUACUCCACCAAGGCGACGUGGACCCUGAGGGUAGUAUUGCCACCGCUGUGGGGACAGUGCUUGAUUCUGCUGGCUGGGCACCUACUGGCACGGAACUGUGUCAGUAACAGUGAUUCGAAGCAUGGACAAAGCUGCUGUGCUGACUCAAAUGCUGCGGACAAAGGAGACAUCUGCAUUACUUGGUGGAGAGAGUCCUAUCACUGUAUAGUAAUUAGGGGCAAUAAGUACAUACCACUACUCGCCGGGGCAGUCCAGGGUGACAACACUGUUGAUUGUGCCGUGGAGGCUGCUCUGCUCGAUGAGAUCAGAAGCGUCGUACUCAUCGGGCCAGAAGGAUCAGGUAAAAGCACCGCCUUGCAAAAGCUUGCUGUGGACUGGGCCCAAGACAAGCGUCUUCAAAGUUUUUCAUUUGUUUUCCACUUCAACUUGAGAGAGUUCAAUUCCUUUGAAGGUACACUUUCUCUAAAGGCUCUGUUGCAAAGCAGUCACCCUUCAUUCACUGCUGGUUCUGCGGCCGUGGUACCAAAGAGGUCUGAGGAGGUUUUGUUUGUACUUGACAGUCUUGAUCAGUACAGGCACAGUCUAGAUCCCUCCAUCCAUGCCCUUUGCUCUGACCCAAACCAGGAGGCCUCUGUCUCCUGUUUGGUGGCCAGCCUGCUUCACAGGUCCAUGCUCAGAGGAGCUGCCUUCAUUGUGGCCACCAGGCCAACAGGCAACUUUGAAUAUCUGAGUGGUACUCGCAUAGAAGUGCUGGGUUUUUCAAAACCACAGAGAGAGAUCUACUUUAAAAAUUUCUUUAAGGAUGCCAAUGCUGACAAAGCCUUACUCCACAUGGAAAGGACAUUAGAAUUUUACGACUUCUGUUCUUCUCCAAGGUUUUGUUGGACAGUUUGUUCAAUUUACCAGCUCCUCCUGGAUUCGGGUGCUAAACUUCCAGAGACUUUAUCUCAGAUGUUUGUAGACAUUCUGGUCCACCUGAUGAAGACGCUGUGUUUGAAUGAAGCCAGCGUCAGAGCGCUUGUGUUGGCCCUCGGCAGGAUGGCCUCCCUUUGCUUGCUUGACCAACACUCAAACACCAAGGAGUCAAUAAAAUCCAUUGGCUGUCCACAGCUUCUUACUUCAGUUGAUGCUUUCCUGAUCGUAGACGGGGACCUGGGGUCGGAUAAAUGCACCUUCUCCUUCCAAUCCCAACUGAUGCAGGAGUUCCUCUUGGCUUUAGCCUUCUUCUUGAGCGAGUCAACAGAUGAAGGUGUAGAACAUUUGCUGAAAAAACACCAAAAGAGGGCAAAGUUUCUAGAUUUCUUCUUGUCUGGGCUCUCAGAGGAAGUCCAAUGUAGACCACUGGAGACCCUGCUGGGAAAAGCAAACCCUGAUCAGAUCAAGGAUUUCAGGUACUGGUUGAAAAGCAGCUCAACAGAGGCACUGAGGGGAUAUGAGAAAGCCAAACAUUAUAGAUGUUUUCAUCUGCUACACCAAGUACAGAAUGAAGCUUUGGUUAAGGAAAUCAUCACCCCUUCAGCACAAGACGUUGUUUACCAUGAAAACCUGAGUCUCUUGGACGGCGUGGCUCUGAACUACGUUGCCAUGUCUCUCCAUACAAUACCGACUUUCAGUUUGUCCAGCACAAACAUUUUCACAAAGAUGGCAAAAGUCCUGGCUCCAACCAUGAGUCUCUCACACAUUCUGACCUUUUCACACUGCACCUUUAGCACAGGAGCCAUCCUUCACUUGGCCUCAGCUCUCAGCAGUGGAGUCGUCAGCGAGCUGAGUCUGUCCAAUUCCCACUUCAGUGAUGAAAUGCUUAACAUUCUUAGCACAUCACUCCAAAACAGCAAGCUCCAGAAGCUCAGCCUUCAUGCCUGCAACCUGACAGAAGGCUGCUGUGAAGACCUGGUUUCUCUGCUGACCUAUCAGACCUCUCAGCUGUGCACGCUGGUGAUCAGGUAUAAUCAGAUCGGAGAUGAUGGCCUCAGAAAACUGUGCAAAGCACUAUACUGUCCUCGCUGCAGACUACAAGAGAUUGACAUGGAGAUGUGCAACUUGACUGCCGCAUCCAUGGAGGCUUUUGCAGAAGCUCUAUGCUCCGGUCAAUCCCAGCUGAGAAAACUGAACCUCACAAACAACAAGAUUGGAGACAGUGGAGUGAAAGCUUUGUCUAAAUCUCUGCAGCACUCGCUUUGUAAGAUGCACAGCCUCAUACUGUUUGAUAAUGAGCUAACAGGCACAUGCUGCUCUUACUUGAAAGAAGCCCUGGAGUCAGAGCACUUCUCGCUGUUGGAGCUGGAUCUGUCGGUGAAUGAUUUGGGCCAGGAGGGGGCGCUGCUACUCUGCCAAGGCUUACACCAACCCGGAUGCCCGAUUGAAAAACUCUUUCUGAAACGAUGCGGGUUAUCUCAGUCCGUCCUCAAGGAGCUAGCGUCACUCCUAAUAAACGGGACGCUUAGAUCCCUGAGUGUGGGUAUCAAUGACGUGGGAGACCAAGGGGCCAAAUAUCUUUGGGAGGCUGUUGCGCACCCAAAUUGCUUGUUGGAGGAGCUGGAUGUUGAAAUGACUGGUUUGACGGAUGCCUGCGUCGUUGACCUGUGUGCUGCUAUAAGAGCCACCAAGACUCUGAAGAGCCUGGAGAUGAGAAACAACUCCCUGACGGAUGUCUCUGUGCCGGCGCUCGUUCAAGUCAUGCAGGACAGCGACGUCAUGCAGGACUUAAACUUGAGGUACAAUGACUUCAGUGAGGAUGUUCUAGGCAUGGUAGCCAAUGGAAAAAUCCAAUACUGAAGGAGGCCAACACCUAUUUGCCUCAGGAGGUGUGGUGGUGAACAGGGGUUCCAUAAUAUUUUUUAUGAUCUUUUUAUUAUGCAUUUAAUGGAUUCUAUACGCAUGUAUAUUGUAUUGCAGAAAUAUGCUUGAUUCCUGCACUCAGUAGCAGAUAAUGUGCCGAGGUCACCAGUAGGCCUGUUUUUGACUUGUGGUCUCUGUUUUCUCUCUGUACUGGAGUGCUUAUGGAGCCACGACACCUGCAAUAAAGACUAGACAAAAACACAUCA
This is a messenger RNA of Oryzias latipes (Japanese medaka), 3224 nucleotides long. The record is from RefSeq and is a predicted model, not a curated record. Lineage: Eukaryota; Metazoa; Chordata; Actinopteri; Beloniformes; Adrianichthyidae.